Ahaetulla prasina is the source of this 9530-nucleotide messenger RNA. RefSeq names its product nuclear factor of activated T cells 2 (gene NFATC2). The coding region runs from base 426 to 3188 and encodes 920 amino acids. The record is from RefSeq and is a predicted model, not a curated record. NCBI's taxonomy places the organism in Eukaryota, Metazoa, Chordata, Lepidosauria, Squamata, Colubridae. Gene Ontology annotation, cellular component: transcription regulator complex. Gene Ontology annotation, biological process: regulation of transcription by RNA polymerase II; calcineurin-NFAT signaling cascade; cytokine production. Gene Ontology annotation, molecular function: DNA-binding transcription factor activity, RNA polymerase II-specific; RNA polymerase II cis-regulatory region sequence-specific DNA binding; transcription factor binding. The transcript is spliced from 11 exons.
UUCAACCCUCCGGGAGCGAAGCUGCAGCCGUGCAGGGGCCAGGAGCUGCAGAAGUGGCGAGCGCUCCCUACUUUUCGCGGGGGCAGCUUUUUGCGCGUGCAAACGCCUCCUCUUGCCACGCAAGGUGGCGGAGGGAGACUCCAGGGCAAACGACCUCUUAGGACCUAGGGGAUUUCCCCCCCUCCCCCAGAAGUUUAAAAGAAGCGUGCAUUUCAUUUUUUAUUUUUAUUUUAUUUUAUUUUGCGAGUUGCAUGGUUCAGACGAGCGGGCAUUAUCAUUAAUUCUUGCAAAGGGGAGGACAGAGUAAUUGCUUGCAAAGGGGAGGGCAGAGUUGCCUCUCCUCUAUUUUUUCUUCUUCUUCUCUCUCUCUCUGUCCACCCAGCACUCCAUUAGAUUUGUAAAGAGAGCACCCUUAGGCGUUAGAGAUGGCUUCCAGUCCAAACGAUUCGGAUCCGCACUCCCAGCAAGGGGAAGACGAUCCGAAUCCAAAUAUCAGUCCUCAAGAAGAGCUGGAUUUCUCGAUUUUAUUUGAUUAUGACUAUUCGCAGCCAGUAGCAGAAGAACCGACUCCUUCACAUAAAAUCAUCAGCCCACCCACUGGAGUUACUUACCCUCAUGAUGAUGUCUCGGAUUAUGGCCUCAAGCCGUACCCCUUCGCUUUGUCUAGCCUUUCGGCAGAUCACAUGGGCAGAUAUGGACAGCCAGAUAGCAUAGGGUCAAAAUGCUACUUGGACCCUCUCAAGGCUGCAGGUCCCCCUACUUUGAGCCCUAGGAUUGAGAUAACACCAUCUUAUGAACUGAUUCACUCAGGGGGGGCCUUCAGCAGCAGAGACGCAGAUCUAUUGGUAGAGCAUCAGUCCAGCUCAGCUACCGCUAGCCCAAGGUUUACCCUGCCGGUCCCUGGCUUUGAGAGCUACCGAGAACCGCUGUGCCUGAGCCCUCCUAGCAGUGGCUCCUCUGCAAGCUUCAUUUCAGAGACAAAUUUCUCUCCUUAUACUUCACCAUGCGUUUCACCAAAUAAUGGCCCUAGUGAUGACCUGUGUCCACAGUUUCAAAACACCCAUGCUCAUUAUUCCCCUAGAACCUCGCCAAUAAUGUCCCCACAAGCAACUGUCGUGGAGGAUACCUGCUUGGGGCCACGUUCACCAUCACCACGUCCCAACUCAAGGUCGUCAUCGCCAGGGGCAAAACGGAGGUACUCUUGCACUGAGCUCUACGGGAGUCAGCACCCACACUCUUCUCCACGGCAAUCGAGGACCCCUUCUCCACAGGCCUCUCCCCACGUCUCCCUGAGAGAAGACGGAGCGACAGUCACUUACACCCAGUUGUCCACCUCAUCUAGUCUCAUGGAUGCCAUGAACAAUCUCACCACUGACCCUUCCUGCGGAGUUCCCACAAAAAUAUGGAGGACCACUCCGGAUCCUUCGCCAUUGGUUUCCCACAAAGCCAGUAUGCCAUGCCAUGUGCUUCAACCCAUCGAAUACAUUGGAUCCUGUGAGCAGGAGAAUCGAAGGAACCCACCGCCAGAUUCAAUCCUUUUGGUGCCGCCAUCUUGGCCGAAACAGCUGAUGCCUGCGAUACCAAUCUGCAGCAUCCCUGUUCAGUCUCUUCCACCUCUUGAGUGGCCACUUUCCAGCCAUUCGGGCUCCUACGAAUUACAGAUUGAGGUGCAACCCAAACCACACCAUCGUGCUCAUUACGAGACGGAAGGGAGCCGAGGGGCAGUCAAAGCACCAACAGGGGGACACCCUGUGAUUCAGCUUCAUGGUUAUGUGGACCACAAGCCCUUGGGCCUUCAGAUCUUCAUUGGAACAGCAGAUGAGAGGAUUCUUAAGCCACAUGCUUUUUACCAAGUCCAUCGCAUCACAGGAAAAACAGUCACUACCACCAGCUUUGAGAAAAUCAUUGGCAACACCAAAGUGCUAGAAAUCCCUCUGGAGCCAAAAAACAACAUGAAAGCAACCAUUGACUGCGCAGGAAUUCUCAAGCUGAGGAAUGCAGACAUUGAAUUACGGAAAGGAGAAACAGAUAUUGGCCGAAAGAAUACUCGUGUGCGAUUGGUGUUCCGCGUGCACAUCCCUGAAUCUAGUGGCCGGAUAGUUUCUUUGCAAGUUGCAUCCAACCCCAUUGAAUGCUCCCAACGUUCAGCUCAUGAACUUCCAAUGGUUGAAAGACAAGAUGUGGACACCUGCCUUGUAUACGGUGGACAGCAAAUGAUUUUAACUGGCCAGAACUUUACAGCGGAAUCCAAAGUCAUCUUCACAGAGAAGACACCAGAUGGGCAGCAGGUUUGGGAGAUGGAGGCCACAGUGGACAAAGACAAGAGCCAAUCUAACAUGCUGUUUGUAGAGAUUCCAGAAUAUCGGAACAAGCAUAUUCGUGUCCCCGUUAAGGUGAAUUUCUAUGUUAUCAAUGGGAAACGGAAAAAAAGUCAGCCACAGCAUUUUACCUACCAUCCAGUGCCUUCCAUAAAAACAGAGCCCAUUGAUGACUAUGAUCCAAGUUUAAUCUGCAAUACAGUACACAGUGGUCUGAGAACAGUAACACAGCCUUAUUAUUCACAUCAUACAAUGGCCUCGGAGUCUCCUUCCUGUCUUGUGGCUACAAUGGCUUCUUGCCAACAAUUGCAUUCAAAUCUCUCUUCUCCCGAAUCUCAGUAUCCUUCACAAAACCCAGGAGCUAUAAUAUAUCAAAGAAGCAAGAGUCUCAGUCCAAGCCACCUGGGCUACCAGCAGUCCAACUUGAUGGGUGCCCAGGUGCCCAUCCCAGAUGUUCAUAGGUCAGUGCUUGUGCACACAGGAUCCCCUAGCCAAAGUUCAGCAAUGCUCCAUCAUUCCCCAGCCAAUCAGCCACCUUCUCCAGUGAUUCAUUGCUCUCCCACAGCCAAUCAUCAGAUGAGAUGUGAAAGCCAUCAAGAGUUUCAGCAUAUAAUGUGUAGUGAAAAUUUCACAUCCAGUGGAGUGAGGCCCCAUCAGCCUCAUGUCAACCAAGCACAAAGGUUAAGCCCAAAUUCUUAUCCUACUGUGAUUCAGCAGCAGAGAACGGCCAAAAAUGGACCACCAGUAAAUGAUCAGAAGGAAGUGGUAUCAGCUGGAGUCACUGUAAAACAGGAACAGAAUCUUGACCAAGCUUAUUUGGAUGAUGAGCUGAUAGAUACACACCUUAGCUGGAUACAAAACAUUAUAUGAAACAGAAAGGCUGUGCUUUUUUGAUCCAAGCAAACAAAGUCCCAGUUAAUGAAAUUAUCAGGAAAGAGUUUUCUGGACUCCCUGCCAGAAGUCAGACAUAGAAGAUGAGAUUUAUGAGACAACUUUUGCAGACAACUUUUGCAUCUGUAUCUGACUUCUCAGAUUCUUCUCUUGUCCUGCCUGCCUUUUGUUUCCUCAACUGAUACAUCUCAAGGCACCAGUUCAAAACCAGGAACAAUGCACUGGCAUCCAGCUGACAAUUUUAUGUAAGCCACUCAGCACCUCUCACUGUAAACAUCAAAGAAAACGCUCUUCCUUUUGUCCAAAGAUCAUGCAGUUCUCAUGUAACCUUGCAAGUGCCUGACGUAGAUUACUGAAUUGUCUAAGGAUGGAUACAUGGACUAGAAAUGACAAUUGGGGGAGGGGGGAAGGUCCAGAAACUUUUAUUGAACUAAAGUAUGGUUGUGUACAUGAAUGCAUAUUAUAGAUGGAUGAAUUUUACAAUUGCCAACUCAACAAAUAAUAAUAAUAAUAAUGAAUCAGGUUUCUCAAACAGUCACAAUGCAUAGCCAGAAACAAAAUUUAAAAUUUCCAAUACUCAAGCAUUGAACCUCCCUCCCUUAAAUGAAAGGGAACAGAUCUAUGUAUGCAACAUUAUUUUUAUUCUUCUUUCAAACAGAAGGAUGACUAUUGCUCUGCACAGAUUCACAGUCUUUUUAAAAAAAAAACACCAUCAAAGUGCAACAAGAGGCUGCUGCAUGGAAAAUGGAGGGAAAUCAUCUGUUGGGGGCACAGCUUCUAGUGCGAAUGUAAAGUAGCUUUUUAGUUGUAGCUUUGUCAUAUCUUUGCUCUAUUUUUAGAUGCACCAUAGCCAUAUUUUCAUUGGACUAGAAAGUAUGUAAACUCAAAACACAAUGCAGUCAACAAUUAAGCAUUUUUAAAACCAAACAACAUCUACAGAAGGGAGCUGAACCUGCAUUUGAAACUCUGAAAUGAAUGUUAAAGCUAAAAUAUUUAACUUUAACUGGAGUGUGCAUUCUAUUCCACAAUGUUCUAUGCAGCAUAUCACUGUACAGUAUACAGAUUUGAAACUGAUUUAUUUUAGAUUCUUUCCCAUCCAUACAAAUAACAAAAAGUUUUUUUUCAAGUAAAUCAAUCAUCUCAAUUUGAUUUAGAAACUGCUUUUAUGGUUUUACAGGGGAAGUUUUGCGGAUCUAUCCAAUCGUUCAACUCAUGGUAAAAAUCACAAGAUGGCAUAAUUAUAUUCAUAGGGAAUGUGAGAUACUAAGUUAAUGGGUUAAGCAUAGAAAUGUGUGAUGAAGAGUAAUUUAAUUGGUUAAAGAAAGUAGGACUUACUUAUUCAUUCUGGCAGCUAUCAAAUUUUCAAAAAAUUCCAGACCUGCUUCUUAUUUGUGUUGCAAUAAGGUUUUUCCCUCCAAAAUGUAUUUUUUUUCUACUGAAGAUUAUCAUUGUGUAUUCUGCAUUUAGAUGUUAUUUCUCUAAAAUUUUUGUUGCCCGAAGAAGCCAUAUCUUUUUACUCUUUUACCCAAUUGUAGUUUCUUUUCUUCAUCCCUUGUGAAAUUAAAACUGUAGAUCAGUCUAUGUAACUCACGUGGUACAAACUGGAAGUACAUAAUUUUCAGGCAUACAUAGACUUAUCCACAUUCCAUCAAAUAAGGUUCUUAAAGAAUUGAUAAAAUUUGAUUUUGGUUUCUUGAGGAUUGGUCCCAAUGUCCAAAUUUAUAAAUGGGCAUGAAAAGUAGGACUGAUAAGAGUACAUUUGCAAUAUGUGUAUCUACGUAAUGCAAGAAAGCAUAACUACAUUCAAGGAGUUAUGAUGGAAACUUUUUGUCCACAUUUUCCUAAGCUUGAUUCAGAGGAGUGAAAUAAAGGAAAUGAUGAAAAGCAGCUGAAUUGAAUAGUAGUAGAGAUAAGUAGAAAAAUAAUUUUCUAGCUGCAGCUAACCUAAUUCCUCAAAGUUAAGCAAAAACUUUUAUUAUAUGAAUCAGUUUUCAGUUUCACUUCAAAUUAUUCUUUAAUGCCAGUCCUGGAAUACACUUCAUAAUCGUUUUCACCACUAAUCCUCAAAUGUUUGUCUAGAUACCUGGAUUUCACACCACAGCUUGGAGUCAUUUUUGUGCCAAGUAUAAAAUACCAGAGAAACUUCCUAUUUGAAUUUCUUUACUGGAUUAUUGUUCUUCCACCAGAAUACCACCGUUUUAUACAACUUGUUUAUCUUGAUCCGCCUAAUCUAUAGAGAGUUUUAAGGAUGUGAUGGAACCUUGCUUUGACUUUUAAGGUCUAAAACACCAGCUCUAGGAAAUAAAUUCUUGACAAAUGUAAUAGUAUUUUUGGAUAAAAAGUAAAGUGUCCUUUGAGUUGAGCUUAAUUCCUUUGACUCCAUGGCCACAAACCUAUAAUUUCUUUGGUAACAAUGUGCAGAUGAUUUGCAAUUGCCUUCUGUAAAGACAUUGACACCCCUGGUUUAUAUACAGUUAGUAAAUCCUUGUGUCCAUUUAUUUUUAUCUGGGUUUGGUGUGAAAUUUACCCAUUCUGACUUAUAACUACUGUUUCUUUGUAGAGAUGGGUUUGUAUAUCUGUCACUAAGCGAAAAACCCAACCAACCAUCUAAUGGCUUAAUAUUAUUUGUGAAGCAGGAAUAUUCCUGUUAUUUAUGCCAGUGAAUUACUGCAGAGGAUGAAAAAUAUCACUCCAGGAUUGUUGUUAGAUACAGAGCUGCAAUUCUUGCUGAUCCAACUACUUGAUCAAAUGUUCUUACAAGCUCUUGUAAAGUAUACAUGAAACAUGAAAGGUAGUCAUAAGAUUCUUAGUUCUCUUUCAUUUCCUAUGGAUUGAAACCAUAAGGAAUGAAAGCAGGACUGCCAUAUUUCUUCUUUGUCUGCUUCUUGGCAAUAUCUAAAAAAAAACAGACCUUUUGGAUGCAGCAUUGUAUUCUUAUCUUAAGCAUCUUCCUUUGCUGCAUUAUACAUUCAUUUAUGUGUAGUAUAGACUACAUGUUUUUUAAAAUAUAUAUAUAUAUAUAAAUAUAUAUAAUGGCUAUGUGUUGGCAAGCUGCCCUACUGUGUCUAAUUUAGAAUAUUUAGCAAGCAACCAUUUGCUCAUACUAAAGCCUUAACCAAACAUAUAUUUCUCAAGCAAAGACAUUCCGCUACAGAUGUUUGUCUUAAAGAAUAACUGGAUACAUUUAAGAUAGUACAGGUAAUUCUGAAACAUUCAAUGAAUGACAUUAUUUAUUUUGGUUUUGCAAUAGUCCUACAGUGUUAACAUUUGUAAACUUCAUGUAAACUUUUUUUUUAAUUAUUACUUUGGUCUAAAGAAACGUAAGGUUUGCCUUGGACAAUUAACUGCCUUGUGUGAUUAAUUUGUUCUCAGUUUAUCUGGAAGACAGCCAUAGCUGCAUAUGAGGAAAUUAUUUUUCCCCUCAGUUAUCUGAAAGCUUCACGACAAGUGCCUUCCUGUCAUUGUACCAAAAGGCCUCCCAAAGCAUUGUCUAUAAAGUGAACAACUGUAAUGCAUUUUCCAUUAGUGUUUUAUUAUGCUAAAGUCAAAGCAGUUUAUUGUAACUCAAUGGCAUUUCUUUUUCAACAUUAUUAUUUCUUAAUCACAGUUUAGGCCUACAUAUUACAGGAUGAGCGUCUGUAAACUUUUGCACUAAAUAGAUGAAGUCGUCCAUCUUAAUAUGUAAAUAGUCAGAUGGUGUUGGAUAGGCAACUCAUGCUAGUAAAAGCUUUUCAUUACUUUGGAAUGCAUUUGGCAUUAAAGAAUACCAAAGAAAAACUGCACGUGAGAAUGUUUUGUGAGUUGAAUGGAUUUUUUUUUUCAUUGUGAGGAAUUCUUUUUUCCUUUUCCUUUCCUCUAGUUUUGAUCUGUGUGUUUGGAAGAGAAAUGUAGGCUUAUUUGAAUAAUAGCAAUACUGAGAUGGAAAGAAUACCAAAAUACUUAUGCCUUGCAUUUGGAUAAUACUGGCUGUGGGUUCAGUCCAGACAAACUGAAGCACUUUUCCAUGUAUCUUUUGCUAGACAGUGGUUUACUAUAAUAAUUUGUGAUUCCUUUUAUUCUAUUCAACAUCCGGUCUUCUUGUAUAAUAGAUAAUCUAUUAUAGAAAGCAUAAUUCCAUUGAAUUUAGAGAGAAAAUUUCUGAAACGUGUUUUAACUCGGUCAUUCUCAAAGGUUCUGAUUCUACACCUCCCUAAAAUAAUCAAUGAAUUUGAAUAACUAAAUGAAUAAAACAAACCCAUUCUUAGGAGUUAGAGCUGAGCAAGAAAUAAAUACCCCAUUUACUGAAAGAUAUGCCAUUAUCAUCACAAACGUUUGACUUAAAUCUGAAUUGGAUGAGCACUGUGGUUAUAGUGAUCAUUUUAAACGCUUAUCUUCCCACCUACCAAAAAUUUCCAUUUUGAAAGGCUAGAAAUUGAACAUAAUGGUUAAAAAUAUUGAAAUUUACUUCUAUAGUCACACCCAAAUUACAGAUAUUCUAUUACAUGCCAUAUGGGAAGUCACCACUUGGCAAGAAUUUGUCAGCUGGCAUCAGUCACAGUGCUGCUCUGAUUGGCAAAUGGUGCUGACAGUUGGCUAGACCCACAAGUUUAGAGGUCCUGAGCUUUUCUCUCAGGCAAAUCAUAAAUGAUCAUUAACAGCCCUCCUGCCUGCUUUGUUUGGGCAAGUCUGAUCAACUAAAAAUGCUGUAACCUUCCCUCCAUGCUCCCCCCCCCCAGGUUCAUAAUCCACCCUUUGAGAAUAUCUGUUUUUCCUUACACAUUAGCGGUCACAGGAUUUGAGAAGAUGCAUAUGUCUUUGGCUUGAUUGGACUCUGCCUAUCUAUACAUCUUACUUGGAAUGCAUCACAUUAUAAACAUUUGCAAAGAGAGCAUUUGAUUAUAUAGAAAAGCUGCUUCUUGACUGUUGGUUUCAACCCAUUGCCUGUUGUAUUUUUUUGGGGGGGAGGGAUGGGGGUGUUAUAUAUAUUGUACUAUAAGAUUUUUUUAAAAAGGAGAAAUUAUCUACGAUAUUUUCUGGUUGCUACAAAAAAUGAGACGCCUCCAUGGUGGCAAUUUUAAAUAGUGUGUCUUUUCUUCAGCGGAAGCCCUCUGAAAUGUUAUUCUAUGGAGGCAAGUACUGUUGAACUCACUGAGUAAACUGUUGUGCUUAUGGAGAGCAGUAUAUGAGGAAGCUCCCUCAGGGUUUCUUAAAUAAAUUCUUUCCUUAACCAGCUGCAUCCCCUCAUGCUCUCCCAGAGAAUCAAGCAAGGAUUGGACAAAAGACUUAACACUGCUUCCUCUAAUGCUGUGAUUUUUGGACACCCCAAAAAACCAAUCCUAUAGACUCAUAACAUACGUGACCUUCAUAGAUGCUUUAGUGCCUAUCUGAUGUGAUCCAUGAAUCAUCCUUUAUCUUGAUACAUUGGAUGAUUAAUGAACAUAAGUACACAAGCAAAGAAACUGCAUUUUUUUCCCCUUAUUUCAGCUGUGCUAACUUGCAAAUGUCUGUUGUCUGCUUCACUGGCCAAUCAGUAAUCCUGCUUGUAAAAAUGUUGUUUAUUUCUGAAUGCCUGUAUGUAACAAAUUUAACACGUUGGUAUCUGCAUCUCUCUGGAUUUCCAGGGCAUUGUGCAUAAUGUUGAAGGAAGGUGCUGAGAAAAAUUGUAUAGAUUCAUUUAGGCCAAAAUUGUAUUAUGCCAAGGGACCCCUGAAGUCCACUUGCACAGGGCCUGCGAGAGACUGAAAAUUUUGACAAUCUCACUUUUUCUUUUCUUUUCUUUUUUAAAAAGUCCUCAUAAUUUCAAAGAUGGAUACCUGAAAAUAAGUUGACGGAAAAAAAUAUAUCAGAAAGGAAGAUGCAAUAAAAAGAGUGCAUAGAUGUAUCCUAGAACUCUUCAUGAGGAAAACGACUGUCAUAAUUAGUAUACUGUAAAUCAGUGUUUCUCAACCUUGGCAACUUGAAUACGUAUGGAUUUCAACUCCCAGAAUUCUGGGAGUUGAAGUCUACAUAUCCUCAAGCUGCCAAGGUUGAGAAACACUGCUGUAAAUAAUAAGCACAAUAAAUUGCAAUCCAUAGUUGUUGUUUUUUAAAAUCAGAUAACUGGUGUCUCAGGAAGGUGGUCAUUAUAUACCCUACCAAUAGACCGGUAAUUUUUGUGUUGGAGAAAAUGAAAUGCAAGUUACGUUAUGCACAUAAUUAUUCAGCUUGUGUUGUAUGUAUCCUCAUACCUGUUCAUUCCUGAUAUCAGUUGCCAUCAAAUAUUGACAAAGAACAUGGAAUGUAAAAUAUAUAAAAACCCAGUCUACUGUUAUUGAGCUUCUCCCCAUCUCCCCUCCCCGCCCC